AUGACUCCCACUACAAUUACAAACAAAGUGUUACACGUUGAUACAACACUCAGUCACCUCAACACUACAACCACUGUGGUCAAAGCAACCAAUCUCCAUCAAACGACUCAAGUGACUUGUCAUCCUAUAACCAUGAGCCUACGAGGUUAUUACACGUUCAUUCUUUCCGUGUUUUACACUCUUUGUCAGGUCGUAUUCCAUACCCUGACUGAAGAAGUCUUUUCAAUGUUUAAUACAGGAGAAUUGAAUGCCAUGAUUUUGGAUGAAGGAGUGGAAUGGUCCAACUUGAUUCCAAACACUCCUAGCUAUGAGAAAUUGGGAGCGAUAGCAGAGUCAAAAACAGAGACCAAAAGUCCAAGAAAACGACAACUCUUAGACUUUUCCCAACACAAAUACUAUGAAUUCAAAUAUCCUGAUGGGAUAUAA
Messenger RNA from Naegleria fowleri, 426 nucleotides. RefSeq lists its product as uncharacterized. The coding region runs from base 1 to 426 and encodes 141 amino acids. NCBI's taxonomy places the organism in Eukaryota, Heterolobosea, Eutetramitea, Acrasida, Naegleriidae. The transcript has a single exon. The record is from RefSeq and is a predicted model, not a curated record.